This is a messenger RNA of Helianthus annuus (common sunflower), 1071 nucleotides long. RefSeq names its product rop guanine nucleotide exchange factor 14. The transcript has 3 exons. NCBI's taxonomy places the organism in Eukaryota, Viridiplantae, Streptophyta, Magnoliopsida, Asterales, Asteraceae. Gene Ontology annotation, molecular function: guanyl-nucleotide exchange factor activity. The record is from RefSeq and is a predicted model, not a curated record. Bases 29 to 982 code for a protein of 317 amino acids.
CAACUUGACAUACACACGCUGACAGGAAAUGCUAGAUACAAUGACAAAUACCGAGCAUUGGUAUGAAGAAGGUAGCCGAUCAGAAGGAAAAAACAAGAGUGUUGAAGAAGGCGAAAGAUGGUGGCUUCCAAUGCCACGAGUACCCGUAGGUGGACUCUCUGUUGGCGAGAGGAAAAGGUUGCUGAAUCAGGCGAAAUUGGUUCACCAAAUAUUCAAGGCUGCCAAAUCUAUAAAUGAAACCAUCCUGGCUGAAAUGCCUAUACCAAAGAUCAUUGGACAGGCACUUCCUAAGUCUGGAAAGGCAAACCUUGGUGAUGAUCUUUAUAGGACUCUAAAUACAGCCUCUUACUCAGCUGUAGGAAUGCUGAAUUCACUUAACAUAAAGUCUGAACACAAUGCCCUGGUAACCAUUAACAGACUAGAAGCCGCAAUAUACGCAUGGAAAGAAAGAGUCUCGAUACAAAAAACCAGCACUAAAUCUCCAGCAAGAACAGUAUGGUCCUUCAAAGAUCCUUCGGAGCUCAAUAAGAUCGAGUUUCUGAUAAACCGAGCUGAAGUUCUUAUGCAGCAAAUUAGAAACCGAUACCCAAACCUUCCUCAAUCCUUUCUCCAUGUCAUGAAAAUCCAAUACGGAAAGGAUAUCGCCUACGCGAUUUUAGAAGCAUAUUCUCGGGUUCUUGGAAACUUGGCAUUUAACAUACUCGCUAGAAUUGGAGACAUUUGUCACGAGGAUGAAGCUGUCGAUCCUAACUCACCGAUGCCAUUGGGAUUCUCAGGCAUUGUAAGUGCAAGGCACACACUCUUUGAUAAGAUGAACUACAUAGAUGGAAAACUGAGUUUGUUAAAAGCUAAAAAGGCUUCGUAUACGCCAUUCUUAGGUGAUGAAACAAAUACAGAUUCAAUCGCAGCGACAUCUAGUCGAAUCCCUCAUUGUUGUAUAGGUAAAGAGGUUUGUUAUACACCCCCUAAAAUGUCACCUUAGUUCAGUUAUGUAAAUGGUAUGCUAUAUAAGUACGAGAAACGUAUACAAAACCUACAUACUUCCAAAUAAAUGCCGUUAUUUCGCUAAAA